GUCCAGAAGGAACUUUGUCCUGCGUGAGCCUGGAUUAAUCAUGAGAGAGCUCGUCAACAUUCCACUGGUACAUAUUCUUACUCUGGUUGCCUUCAGCGGAACUGAGAAACUUCCAAAAGCUCCUGUCAUCACCACUCCUCUUGAAACAGUGGAUGCCUUAGUUGAAGAAGUGGCUACUUUCAUGUGUGCAGUGGAAUCCUACCCCCAGCCUGAGAUUUCCUGGACCAGAAAUAAAAUUCUCAUUAAGCUCUUUGACACCCGGUACAGCAUCCGGGAGAAUGGUCAGCUGCUCACCAUCCUGAGUGUGGAAGACAGUGAUGAUGGCAUUUACUGCUGCACUGCCAACAAUGGUGUGGGAGGAGCUGUGGAGAGUUGUGGAGCCCUGCAAGUGAAGAUGAAACCUAAAAUAACUCGUCCUCCCAUAAAUGUGAAAAUAAUAGAGGGAUUAAAAGCAGUCCUACCAUGUACUACAAUGGGUAAUCCCAAACCAUCAGUGUCUUGGAUAAAGGGAGACAGCCCUCUCAGGGAAAAUUCCCGAAUUGCAGUUCUUGAAUCUGGGAGCUUGAGGAUUCAUAACGUACAAAAGGAAGAUGCAGGACAGUAUCGAUGUGUGGCAAAAAACAGCCUCGGGACAGCAUAUUCAAAAGUGGUGAAGCUGGAAGUUGAGGUUUUUGCCAGGAUCCUGCGGGCUCCUGAAUCCCACAAUGUCACCUUUGGCUCCUUUGUGACCCUGCACUGUACAGCAACAGGCAUUCCUGUCCCCACCAUCACCUGGAUUGAAAACGGAAAUGCUGUUUCUUCUGGGUCCAUUCAAGAGAGUGUGAAAGACCGAGUGAUUGACUCAAGACUGCAGCUGUUUAUCACCAAGCCAGGACUCUACACAUGCAUAGCUACCAAUAAGCAUGGGGAGAAGUUCAGUACUGCCAAGGCUGCAGCCACCAUCAGCAUAGCAGAAUGGAGUAAACCACAGAAAGAUAACAAAGGCUACUGCGCCCAGUACAGAGGGGAGGUGUGUAAUGCAGUCCUGGCAAAAGACGCUCUUGUUUUUCUCAACACCUCCUAUGCGGACCCUGAGGAGGCCCAAGAGCUACUGGUCCACACGGCCUGGAAUGAACUGAAAGUAGUGAGCCCACUCUGCAGGCCAGCUGCUGAGGCUUUGUUGUGUAACCACGUCUUCCAGGAGUGCAGUCCUGGAGUAGUGCCGACUCCUAUUCCCAUUUGCAGAGAGUACUGCUUGGCAGUAAAGGAACUCUUCUGUGCAAAAGAAUGGCUGGCAAUGGAAGAGAAGACCCACAGAGGACUCUACAGAUCUGAGAUGCAUUUGCUGUCAGUGCCAGAAUGCAGCAAGCUUCCCAGCAUGCACUGGGACCCUACAGCCUGUGCCAGACUGCCACAUUUAGAUUAUAACAAAGAAAACCCAAAAACAUUCCCACCAAUGACAUCCUCAAAGCCAAGUGUGGACAUUCCAAAUUUGCCUUCCUCCUCCUCUUCUUCCUUCUCUGUCUCACCUACGUACUCCAUGACUGUAAUAAUCUCCAUCAUGUCCAGCUUUGCAAUAUUUGUGCUUCUUACCAUAACUACUCUCUAUUGCUGCCGAAGAAGAAAACAAUGGAAAAAUAAGAAAAGAGAAUCAGCAGCAGUAACCCUCACCACACUGCCUUCUGAGCUCUUACUAGAUAGACUUCAUCCCAACCCCAUGUACCAGAGGAUGCCACUCCUUCUGAACCCCAAAUUGCUCAGCCUGGAGUAUCCAAGAAAUAACAUCGAAUAUGUGAGAGACAUUGGAGAGGGAGCAUUUGGAAGGGUGUUUCAAGCAAGGGCACCAGGUUUACUUCCCUAUGAACCUUUCACUAUGGUGGCAGUAAAGAUGCUCAAAGAAGAAGCCUCGGCAGAUAUGCAAGCGGACUUUCAGAGGGAGGCAGCCCUCAUGGCAGAAUUUGACAACCCUAACAUUGUGAAGCUCUUAGGGGUGUGUGCUGUCGGGAAGCCAAUGUGCCUGCUCUUUGAAUACAUGGCCUAUGGUGACCUCAAUGAGUUCCUCCGCAGCAUGUCCCCUCACACCGUGUGCAGCCUCAGUCACAGUGACUUGUCUAUGAGGGCUCAGGUCUCCAGCCCUGGACCCCCACCCCUCUCCUGUGCUGAGCAGCUUUGCAUUGCCAGGCAAGUGGCAGCUGGUAUGGCUUACCUCUCAGAACGUAAGUUUGUUCACCGAGAUUUAGCCACCAGGAACUGCCUGGUGGGCGAGCACAUGGUGGUAAAAAUUGCUGACUUUGGCCUCUCCAGGAACAUCUACUCAGCAGACUACUACAAAGCUAAUGAAAACGACGCUAUCCCUAUCCGUUGGAUGCCACCAGAGUCCAUUUUUUAUAACCGCUACACUACAGAGUCUGAUGUGUGGGCCUACGGCGUGGUCCUCUGGGAGAUCUUCUCCUAUGGCCUGCAGCCCUACUACGGGAUGGCCCAUGAGGAGGUCAUUUACUAUGUGCGAGAUGGCAACAUCCUCUCCUGCCCUGAGAACUGCCCCGUGGAGCUGUACAAUCUCAUGCGUCUAUGUUGGAGCAAGCUGCCUGCAGACAGACCCAGUUUCACCAGUAUUCACCGAAUUCUGGAACGCAUGUGUGAGAGGGCAGAGGGAACUGUGAGUGUCUAAGGUUGAAGACGUUCAAAUAAAAUGCUGCAGUUUCCUCUCAGACUCUGUGAGCCAGGGGAAUCCUACACCAGAGGCCCGACAAGACCCACAUAGGAAAGAGUAAGAGUAGACAUGAGUAGCAUGUUGUUU
Molecule: messenger RNA, 2779 nt
Organism: Rhinopithecus roxellana (golden snub-nosed monkey)
Lineage: Eukaryota; Metazoa; Chordata; Mammalia; Primates; Cercopithecidae
Gene: MUSK
Product: muscle associated receptor tyrosine kinase
Exons: 15
Coding region: 41-2650 (869 amino acids)
Biological process (GO): multicellular organism development; cell surface receptor protein tyrosine kinase signaling pathway; positive regulation of kinase activity
Cellular component (GO): signaling receptor complex
Molecular function (GO): protein binding; ATP binding; transmembrane receptor protein tyrosine kinase activity
Source: RefSeq, a predicted model, not a curated record